Messenger RNA from Cyphellophora attinorum, 405 nucleotides. Its product is annotated as NADPH-dependent diflavin oxido 1. The coding region runs from base 1 to 405 and encodes 134 amino acids. The transcript has a single exon. The record is from RefSeq and is a predicted model, not a curated record. Gene Ontology annotation, cellular component: cytosol. Gene Ontology annotation, molecular function: flavin adenine dinucleotide binding; oxidoreductase activity; FMN binding. Lineage: Eukaryota; Fungi; Ascomycota; Eurotiomycetes; Chaetothyriales; Cyphellophoraceae.
AUGGGGGAGACUUUCCUAAUCUUCGGAGCCCGCAACAGUCAGCAAGACUUCUUCUUCAGGGACGAGUGGCAUUCAUUACAACAUGAUCAAGAUACGUCUCUGAACCCCUUCAAGCUUAUUACCGCCUUCUCCCGCGACCAAGAGCAGAAGAUCUACGUGCAGGACCGCAUCCGAGAGUAUAGGGCUCACAUCGCCCGUCUGGUAUUGGAAGGCCGAGCGACGUUCGUCGUCUGCGGCAGCUCGGGAAGCAUGCCAAAGGCUGUGCGCCAAGCUUUGAUCGAUGUUCUGGCGGACAUUGAUGACAGAGGCAAUGUGGAAGGCGCGGCUGUCAUGGGCAUCGAAGGAGCAGAGAAGUACGUCGACCAGAUGCAGAAGGAAGGACGGUAUCUGCAAGAGACCUGGUGA